Chelmon rostratus (copperband butterflyfish) is the source of this 1943-nucleotide messenger RNA. RefSeq names its product spermidine synthase (gene srm). Gene Ontology annotation, molecular function: spermidine synthase activity. The record is from RefSeq and is a predicted model, not a curated record. Gene Ontology annotation, biological process: spermidine biosynthetic process. Gene Ontology annotation, cellular component: cytosol. The transcript is spliced from 8 exons. The coding region runs from base 86 to 955 and encodes 289 amino acids. Lineage: Eukaryota; Metazoa; Chordata; Actinopteri; Chaetodontiformes; Chaetodontidae.
UAAAGUGUCAGAUCUAUGUCGUAACUUACUCAAAUCGCCACACUUACAAACACGUUAGUAUUACUUGUGGCCGUCGGCAGCUGACAUGGACCACAUUAAAGAUGGAUGGUUUACAGAAAAAUGCACGUUAUGGCCCGGCCAGGCGAUGAGCCUUCAAGUGGAGGAGGUCCUCUACAACAAGAAAUCCAAAUUUCAAGAUGUUAUGGUUUUCAAGAGUAAAACCUAUGGGAAUGUCUUGGUGCUGGAUGGAGUGAUCCAGUGCACAGAGAGGGAUGAGUUUGCUUAUCAAGAGAUGAUCGCCAACCUUCCACUGUGCAGCCACCCUUCUCCCAAGAAGGUGCUGAUUAUUGGCGGCGGAGAUGGCGGUGUGCUGAGGGAAGUGGUGAAGAAUCCGCUGGUGGAGUCGGCGGUUCUUUGUGAGAUAGAUGAGGAUGUCAUUAACGUAUCGAAGAAGUUCCUCCCAGGGAUGGCCAAAGGGUUUUUCAGUCCCAAGCUCACCCUCCAUGUUGGAGAUGGCUUUGAAUUCAUGAAGCAGAACCAGGAUGCCUUCGACGUCAUUAUAACCGAUUCCUCAGACCCUGUCGGACCUGCUGAGAGUUUGUUCAAGGAGUCUUACUAUCAGCUGAUGAAGGCGGCAUUGAGAAAUGGUGGAAUUCUUUGUUCCCAGGGAGAGUGUCAGUGGCUCCAUUUGGAGCUGAUAAAGGAGAUGCGAACCUUCUGCAAGACCCUAUUCCCUGUGGUGGAAUAUGCCUACAGCACCAUCCCAACUUAUCCCAGUGGCCAAAUUGGAUUCAUGCUCUGCAGUAAAAAUCCUGAAACACAUUUCAAGGAACCAGUGAAAGCGCUGUCAGAAGAAGAAAUGGAACAUAUGAACCUUAAAUAUUACAACCCUGAAAUUCACAAAGCAUCAUUCGUCCUCCCCGAGUUUGCAAGAAAGGUGCUCAGUGAAGCAUGACCAGCACCAACAGGUUCAACCUCUACCUGGCCCUCAAACCACAAAUAAACAACCUUGUUCUAUGGCUUCUUCACUUCCUCUGCACCACUCAACCACCUAAGGAGUUUUACAGGUGGGGGGCAACUAAUAAUCAGGGGGUGGGAACUUGCUGAGUUAUACAGAGAAAGUGUUCUUGUUUGUUCCACUGUUUCCUUCCUUCCAGUCUUACAUGAGUCUCAGUGUUUGUUUUUCUGAUGUAUUUGGUUUUUAAUUCUUACUCUGUAAUUGUCUUAGCAUCUCGUGAAGAGCAAUUUAAUUUUUACUGUGGGAAGAGCAUUGCCAUCAAACCUGACCUCACUCUGAAACUGUACUGUUUAUCGGAUUCACUGCAUCUACACAUUAUGCAAUAUAUACGUACCAUAUAGAGUAUGUAUAUGUAAUGCAUUACUGUACUUUUAUUUGUAAUGUUUCAGAUCAGUUUGUGCUCAUAGGGAAACACUGUUGCCAUCUGUCAUGACUGUAUGUUCAGAAUACUAAUGUGUCCUCUACACAUGAACCCUAUAGUGCCUGAAAUUGGUUGUUUAUUGUUAAAAAAGGAAAGUUGUUAUGUAUCUAUCAUAGUGUACCAGGCAGAUUGUGUCCGAGAUGAAAGCUCAAGAGUUGAGAAAAUUGUCCCUUUUGAAAUUUCAACAACUGAAUUUAAUUGAUGCUCAGGUUUGACCAUCAAUAUGUUGUGAACGACUUUAAUGUUAUGGUGUUUAAGAAAUAAAAUUAUGUAUGGCAUUGGAGAUUUGCAAUGCAGAAAGUGUCUUUAAAAUGUGAAUUCAUUAUGUUAUUCUAACUUGCAGUGUUGGGAUCUGACUACCGGUAGUAAACUUGUCCUGUAGGAAGCCUGUAUGCUGAGUCAUUAUAUCAUCAAACGUCUUAGUUACUACUGAUUAGUUGUAAAUCCACGUUCAGUAUUUGUUGAGAAAUAGUGUAAUACCUGUGCAACGAACUUGUGUUUUUA